AUGGCCCAGGCGGCUGUCGAGGACCUCGACGGUGGAGACGAGGACCUCUGGGAGGCGCCGGAGGCCGUCGUGCCCGCGCCCGUGGAGGACGGACCCGUGCCGAUCGUCCCACUCGCGGUGGCCCAGGGCAGAUGCUAUUGCAGCACGGGCUACACUGCGGGCGGCCUCGAGCAGCGCCGGUUCGCGUGGCGGGCGCUGCGUGUCUCCAGCGCAGAGCCGCCGUUGCGCUUCGUGAAGGCCGAGUUCCUCUUCAGCGACGACGGCUACUGGGACUGGUGGGCCAGCCACCCUGGCCAGCCGAGCGCGAUGACGGUGCGCCCGCUCAUCCACGUGUGCUCGGAGAACCCGUGCUCAGUCUUGGAGGGGCCGGGGACGUGCACCGAGCUGAUCCACGUGUCGGACGGGGCGGAGCUCGGCCCCGGGGACCUGCGGGCGCUGUCCGUCGAGUGCCAGGAGACGAACCCCGAGGCGGCUUGGCCAGCAGCAAGCCUCGGGCCGCUGGUCGCUGCCGCCGCCCCCGCGAGGCCCGCUGCGGUGGCCAAAGCGGCGGGGCGCCCACCAGCCGCAGCAGGUCCUCCCAGGGCCCCGCCUGGCGCUGCCCCCUUCGACGACUUCCUGAGCGUGAGGGGCUCGUCGCGCGGGCCUGGCUCAGAGCUGGCCGCAGGCGAGGAGGCGGCUGCCGCGGGCGGCCUGGGAGGCAAGCUCGAGGGUGCUCGUGUGCGCUUCGAGGAGGGGAAGCGGGCUGCUGGCGACGUCAACCUGGACGGCUUCCCCCUCGGCGCAGAGGCGGCUGGCGAGGGGCCUGUGAAGAAGCGGUCGCUCGGAGACCUGCUGGUCGAGCGCGCCGCGAAGCUCAAGAGGGCCGCCUCGGACGCGGCCCCCCGAGGGUCAGGAGACCCCGUGCCCGAUCGGGCGCUGCCAGGAGCUGGUCCGAGUGGCGGCAUGGCGGAGCUGGCGCAGGCGCUCGUGAUGGCCAUCCGCGAGGGCAAGGAGGGUCCCCCUGGCGACGGCGGCGGGGACGGCCUCGGCUCCUCGGACCCCGCGGCGGUGCCGCGCGACCUGGCCACGAAGAGGGCUUUCUGUCGUCGGAUGGCCGCCGCCUCCCCAGGCCGCCUCACGGAGCUGAGCCUGCAGCAGAUGGCGGACUUCCUGGGCUCGCAGGAGGGGGGGGCAGCCGUCGACGCGACGGGCCCGAUCGCGCUGCGGUACCUCCUCACGAUCUACCUGCCGCAGCAUCCGGUGAAGGAGAUCGGCGUGCAGACGUGCCGCGAACUCCGCACCCUCGCGGAGGCGGUGGACCUGCUGAUGCAGGGGAAGGCGGCCCACGCCUGCGACCUGAUCGUGCUGCAGGUGGCAACGACGGAUGGCUCGUGGGCGGCGGCGAAGUGGUUGGAGCUGAUCCCGCCGCGCGACGAGCCCACGGCCAUCCGCAGCGAGGAGCAGGAGCUCAUCCGCAGCAUCCAGCUCGGGGAGAUGAAGCUGGACGAGCUCUCCGCACGGCUGGCCUCCGCCAAGACGAAGGCUUCCGCGGCGGCUCCACCAGCCCCCCUGGCGGCGGCCGCGGGCGGGCCUCCCCCGCAGGCCGAGGGGUCGGCAGCCCCGCCGCCGUGGAAGAUGUCCUUCGCGGAGAUGCGGAAGAAGUUUCCGAAGCAGCCGGGGGAGACGAACGCCCAGCACCGCCUGCGAGCCUUCAAAGCUCGUGCGGCGGGCGUCGCGGAGCCCCCGCUGGCCACCGCGCUGCAGUGCUGGUCCGACGAGCUCUCCUUCGGCUUCGGCAAGAGCAUCGUCGCGGUCGACCUGGCGGCGCGGCUGGUGGCAGCAGUGCGACGCCACCCAGGCAGCCUUGGCCACUUCGCUCGGUCGUUCAGCAUGCGUGCGGACACAUUUUGUGGGAGCGGAGGGUCCUCGAACAGGAGGGUUCGGGACGCCCUGCCGCUUCCCCUUCCGUCGACCGAGGAGGUGGACCGCUGGCUGGCCCACAGUGCCUUGCCCAAGGCACGCAGGUGCCGCCGCCGCGCCGUGGCGCGGGAGGUCAGCGAGCAGGCGUGGCUGUACCUCAGCGUGGUGGCGCUCAACUACGCGUUCUGCGGCCGCGCGCAGGAAGGCUGGCGCCACAGGCCGACCCUGUCGAAGGCGCAGACGCAGGUCUACGUGCACCUGAAGAGUCGAGCGGCGGCCCUGGCGGAGGACCCGCUGGCCAUGGUCGUGGUCCCCGCGAUCGACGAGCUGGCGGGCGGCUGCGGGUCAGCGUACGAGGGCGAGACGGGCGUGAAGGCCCUCCCCUGCCGGCUCUGCGAGCUGGCCCCUGGGCUGCCCGCGCGGGAGUGCGCUGCCACGCUCGACGCGAUCGACUUCGUUGACGACGAGGUCGGCGCCUGGCUGCGCCGCCCCGAGCUGGCGCUCCUCGACCAAUCCGACUGGCCCGACCCGCUGCCGCGGGCCCGCGUGAACGUGGAGACGGAUGCGGACUGGGAGGAGCUGGCGCUGCACCUCGUGUCGCUCGGCAUCUUCACCACGCUCGCGGAGAGCGAGCUGGUCCGCGUGAGGGGCGAGCCCGUGCUGAACGGCCUGUUCGCGGUGGAGAAGAAGGGCACUCCAGCGCCUGGCGCCACGCGGGUCACCAGGCUCAUCCUCAACAUGGUGCCAGGCAACUCGCUCCUGAAGGCCCACGUGGGCGAGGCGGCGCUGCUCGCGGCCUCGACGUCCUGGACGUCGGUCGUGAUCCCCGAGGGGAAGCUGCUGCUGUGGUCGGGCGACGACCAGAAGGGGGCCUUCUUCGUGUGGCGGGUCCCGCCCGCGUGGCACCCCUACAUGGCCGUGGGGCGGCCGCUCGCGGGCAAGUUGUUUGGUCGCUCGGAGCCCGUUGUCUACGUGACCUCGGCUGUCAUCGCCAUGGGCUGGUCGCUCGCGGUGCCCGUUUUCCAGCACAUCCACCGACGACUGUGCCGCCUGGCGCCGCCCCUCGGGGCGGGGCUCCCCUCAGACGGGGAGUGGCGCAAGGAUUGCGCGCGGCCCCUGGUCGAGGCAGGCAGCGGCCAGGACGCUGGCUGGUGGCAGGUUUACAUCGACGACUUCGAUGCGCCGGAGAUCGUCGAGGAGGUUCUGGCCCGCAAGCUCGUGGGGACCACGAGCGACCUCCAACUGCAGGUCCGCGCCAGCUACGAGAGGGCAAGCGUCUCCUUCUCGGCCGAGAAGGCGCGCUGCAGGCAGCUGAGGGUCGAGCGCAUGGGCGCGGACGUCGACGGCGUCAGCGGGCGCCUCGCGGUCCCCUCUGCCAAGGCGCUGGCCACUGCGGGCCUCUGCUUGGCCGCGGUGCAGCGGCGCCUGGUCUCGUGGCGCGUGGCCAUGGCGGCCCUCGGCAAGCUCGUGAGGGCCUUCGAGUUCAGGCGGCCGCUUUUCGGGAUCCUGAGCUCCGUCUGGACGCUGGCUGCGUCCUCAGCGCAGGGGGCUUACCUGGACGCAGAGAUGGUGGAAGAGCUCCUCAUGGGCGUGAUGGUCCUGCCGCUGGCCGCCUCCUCGCUGCGGGCGCGCAUCGACGGCAUGGUCACGUCCUCGGACGCGUCGGAGAUGGGCGGCGGCGUGUGCACGUCAGCUGGCCUGCGCGAGGACGUCGCCGCCGCCUUGCAGGUGCCGAGGACGGUCCCCGACCAGCUGGGGAUAGGGGCCAGGCUCCUCAACAUGCCCGAGGACCCCGCCCGACCGUUGGCGGCAGCCAACCCACGCGUCCCCGCCAGGGCAGUCCGCAGGGUGCUGUCGGUGCUGCUCAUCGGCCUGUUCGACGGCAUCGGAGGCCUCGCCGUCGCCUUCUCGAGGCUGCCCGUCCGCAUCGCGGCCUUCGUCGCGGCCGAGACGGACGCCAAGGCGAGGCGAGUUGUCAGACUCCGCUGGCCAGGUGUCAUCGACUGGGGCGACGUCACCCGUGUGGGCAGCGAGGCGGUGCGGGAUUUGUUCGAGGCGUUCGGCGGCCUCGUCGACCUGGUGGUGGUCGCAGCGGGCAGCCCCUGCCAGGACCUGUCACGCCUCAACGUCGGCGGGCGCGGCCUCAGCGGCAGGAAGUCCUCGCUGUUCCACGAGGUGCCGCGCAUCCUGGCUCUCCUCGCCGCCGUCUUCAAGGACAGGCUCGUUUGGUUCGUGGAGAACGUGGCCAGCAUGUCCGACGCCAACGUGGAGCUGAUCUCGGAGGCGCUGCAGGUGAGGCCGACGCUGGUGUGUUCGUCGGUGUUCGUGCCGUGUCGCAGGCCGCGCCUGUUCUGGACGAGCUGGGGCAUCACCGCAUCGGCGCCUCUUCGGCUGACCGACCGCGGGGUCUACGACGAGCUGGUGGGCCCUGGCGUCCCGCUCAUGGACCCCGCGUGGGAGGACGAGGGCUUCUCUUGGCCAGGGAGACCAAGGUGCUUCCCCACGCUCGUCUGCUGCAGGCCUCAGCCCUCCUUCCCCUCUGCCCCGCGUGGCUUCGCGGCUGCAUCGGAGACGGCUCGUCAAAGGUGGGCUGCGGACGGGCACAGGUAUCAUGUGGCUUUGUACGAGGACAAAAACAUGAUCUGCACCUCCUCGUUCCCUUUCCUGCGCCUCCCCACCAGCGAGGAGAGGGAGCGGCUCCUUGGCUUUGAUGUGGGGUACACCUCCCUAGCCACCAAGGGCUCGAACCCUCAGGGCGCCUCCGACGCCAGGGCCUUCCUCCUCGGCAACAGCUUCAGUAUUCACGUCGUGGCAUGGUUGUGCCAGCAGCUCCUGCACCGCCGCGGCGCGCUGAACAGGGAGCUGUCGAUAGAGGAGGUGUCCCCCGUCCGCGUGUGCCGGGCGACGUGGGACCAGGCGGGGGCCUUCGUCACGGAGCCAGGAGAGCCGGACACCGCGGAGGCGAGGCAGCUGGUCCUGCACUACCUCAGCCGCGCGGAGAAGGGCGGGUCGGACGUCAGGCUGGACUACGGCGUCCCCUACCGCCCGCGAGGUUGGCCGAGGACGAGCCUGGACCCGUUCGUGUGGAAGUGGCGCGUGGUGGUCAGCAUGGCGUGGCCUGGCCGGAGCUCCACCCACAUAAACGUGAGAGAGUUGCAGGCGGCCGCGGCGGCGAUCAGGUGGCGCGCCCGCAAGGUCGCGCAGCACGGGAGCAGGUUCUUGCACCUCGUCGACAGCCAGGUGGUCGCGGCCAUCGUGACGAAGGGCCGCAGCAGCAGCAGGAAGCUACAGCCCAUCCUGAAGCGCUGGAUGGCCGUCGUCGUGGCGGCCGACAUGUACCCACUGAUCGGCUACGUGGUCUCAGAGGACAACCCUGCGGACGAGCCGUCGAGGAGGGUGCUGUGGCGUGGCUCGAGCCCAGGAGGCGAGGGCGACCCGUGCCGCGCGCGCGGCCGCUCACCGCAGGCCCGCUCCCGUGAGACGCCGCGGGACGCGCUGCCAGACUCUCUCUUCCCUGGGGGUGUCGGCGGAGACGCGGCGGCGCUACGGGCGGCCCUGCGCGCGCUGCUGGCCCACUUUGGGGCCGAGCAGGCGGGGGCGGACGCCUUGCGCGGCGACCCCGCGGACGCAGACGCCCUCGUCGCGGAGUACCUCGAAGGCCUGUGGGCCUCUGGUGCGGGCAUCGUGGCCGCCAACAACACGCUGGCGGGGGUGUGCUUCGCGGUGCCUCGUCUGAGGCGACACCUCGACCUGAGCUGGACUCUCCUCAAGACAUGGAGGCAUCAUGAGCCAGCGUCCAGGGUGCUGCCGCUCACGACCGAGGCCGUCGCGGCCAUGGCAGGGUUCGCGUGCGCUGCAGGUGCUUUCGACGUGGCCGCCCUCCUUCUCGUCGGCUUCGAGGGCAUGCUCCGAGGCGCAGAGGUGUUUGCCCUGACGGUGGGCGACAUCGUCGACCGCGGCGAGCUGUUCAUAGUCCGCAUCAGCUCGUCCAAGACCACGGCGGGCAAGGACUGCGCGGAGGCAGUCGUCGUCCGCAGCAGGAUGGCCGUGGCGCUCCUGCGGAUUGCGGUCCGCGGCCUUGGUGCAGGCGCGCGGCUCUCAUGGAGGACGCCGUCCCAGCUGCGUGGUGCCCUCCGCGCCUUGGCGAGGGGCCUGGGCCUGGCGGGGCCCAUCACGCGGCACAGCCUGCGACGUGGCGGGGCGAGCGCCUUCUUCGUCAGGAGCGGCUCCAUGGAGGCGACCCUCGUGGCGGGUCGGUGGGCCUCCUCCGCCACCGCACGCCUGUACAUCGAGGGCGCGGUGGCCGACUCAGUGCGCGCCCAGCCCGGGAGCGAGGCAGCCCGCGCCGUUGCGCGGGGACUGCGGCUUCUGCAGCUGGCCACU
Molecule: messenger RNA, 6282 nt
Organism: Prorocentrum cordatum
Lineage: Eukaryota; Dinophyceae; Prorocentrales; Prorocentraceae
Source: the annotation of a GenBank genome assembly